AGGUCCCAUGAGUGUGUGUUUGGAGGGAGGAACGGAAGGUCGGGGGCGGAGCUUUUGUUUGUGAGACGAACAAUGAUUGGCCGAGGAGAGCUACGUGUACCUCAUUCUGCUCCGGGUCCCUCGUAUGUGAGCCUGCCACCUGCACGGUCAUGCAUCGUGGCUUUCCCCACGACCUCCUCAUCCACGUAUGAUGGUACGUCCAAAUACUGACUGCAAGAUUUUUCUGUGAACCGUCAGGAAAAAGAAAAGUUGAAUUAAAAAGCUCACAGGCACAUAUUUGGAGCAGGAUGAAGUCCAAGGGGAAAGCUAUAAAAGCAUCCAGAAGAACCUGGUCUGACCCAGAGCCAGAACUUGAACCAGACACAGAAGCGGAACCGGGCUCCAGUGAGCAAGAAGACUCGGAGGCCUCGGUGAGGAUCGGCUGCUCCUGGAGAGGUUCGUUGAGGAGCAGGGAGGGCAAGCGGCAAGGAGGGGGCGGAGGUCGUCGGCGACACAGCUCCACCACCAAGGAGCGCAGCGUCCGGCGUUUGGAGAGCAAUGAGAGGGAACGUCAGCGCAUGCACAAACUCAACAACGCCUUCCAAGCGUUACGCGAGGCCAUCCCGCACGUGAAGACGGACAAAAAACUCUCCAAGAUUGAGACGCUGACACUGGCAAAGAACUACAUCAAGGCCUUGACUUCCAUCAUCCUGGACAUGUCGGGGGCCUGCCUCCCCGCUGGCGAGGACCCGUCGGAGGCCAGUGCCGCCAAACUGCUUGAGUGCUACCAGAAACAUCUUGAGGAGGAAGGCGAGGAGGGGCUCACCCAGUAUCUCACCCACAUGCACAGUUUAAGCCAACACAGCUAGCUUAGCAAGCUAGUGGACUUUGGGGGGGGGGGUGAAAUCAAGUUCCUGCAGGUGCACUGCUUGAGGGAUCCAUUCAGGAAGGGAGCCCAGUUGACUUUAUACUGCAGCGCUUGAACACUUAAGAGGGCUGCUCUUCAAGCAAAACGAAGGGUGAACUUAAUUUGGCAAGAUCUUCAGAUUCUCUUUUUAACGUCUUAGUUGGGAAUUCUUACUCUCCUUUUUGUAACUGAGUGAUCUUCCUGCUUUUUUUUUGUCAGCAUCGCCUUCAGUCAAAAAGUCAAGGAAGGGAGCACAUGCAUUUAAAUGAAGUGUUUGCUUAUCUGCUCAUGGUGAUGAUGAUCGCCCUAAGAACACAACUGACUUGUCUGACUUGUCUGCAGAGAUGUUCAUUUUUUUCUUGGAAUGUCCCAUGAUGGGACAUUGUACUGAAGAUGAGCUAUCAAUAAAUGUGUGUAUUUAUUGACUGCUCUUUUAUUAUGCAUUUACACGAUAGCAAAUAGAUAUCAUUUAAUGACCAGGGGCGGAGCUAAGAUGUUUUUCUUGCGGGGGGACAGGGGGAGCAAGGAUAUUCUCAAGGUGGUCUGCAAAACGUUUUUUUUUUAAAUCCCCCACAAAACUGUCCAAAAAACACUUCUAAAGAGUCAAUAUUGGUUACCUUGUGGAAAUAUGGAAAAU
Molecule: messenger RNA, 1523 nt
Organism: Syngnathus typhle (broad-nosed pipefish)
Lineage: Eukaryota; Metazoa; Chordata; Actinopteri; Syngnathiformes; Syngnathidae
Gene: bhlha15
Product: basic helix-loop-helix family, member a15
Exons: 2
Coding region: 288-848 (186 amino acids)
Molecular function (GO): protein dimerization activity
Source: RefSeq, a predicted model, not a curated record